Calidris pugnax (ruff) is the source of this 2234-nucleotide messenger RNA. It is a transcript of the gene MAL, whose product is annotated as mal, T-cell differentiation protein. Gene Ontology annotation, biological process: myelination. Gene Ontology annotation, cellular component: membrane. NCBI's taxonomy places the organism in Eukaryota, Metazoa, Chordata, Aves, Charadriiformes, Scolopacidae. The transcript is spliced from 4 exons. The coding region runs from base 298 to 765 and encodes 155 amino acids. Gene Ontology annotation, molecular function: structural constituent of myelin sheath. The record is from RefSeq and is a predicted model, not a curated record.
GCUCAGCUCCUGUAGAGACAGCUCUGCUCCCGGUGCCCCAGGGCUGCUCUCAUCCCCUGGAAACCUGCCCGUGUGGUGCCCAUCGGCCACCCAGUGACCCCCAGUCACGGGGCUCGGCCACACCUGUGCCAUUCACAACUGUCUUCACCUGCCAGCGGGAAGGAGGAAGAGCAGGAAGAAGGGGAGGGAAGGAGGAGGAAGAGAGAGGGAGGGAGGGAAGGAAGGAGGCUGCAUUUAGCACCUACCCCUGGGCAGCUAGAGCCAGACGGCUGACGGCCACCGCAGGAGAGACUCACAAUGUCCUCAGCAACUUCCUCUGCCUCUUUGCCCAGCGGCCUGAGUGUCCUGACGACUUUCCCAGAUGUGCUCUUCAUUCCUGAAAUCAUCUUUGGGGGCCUUGUCUGGAUCCUGGUGGCGUCCUCGAAGGUCCCGGCACCCAUACUGCAAGGCUGGGUGAUGUUUGUCUCUGUGUUCUGCUUCGUCAUGUCCACCGGCCUCCUGUGCCUCUACAUCUGCGGGGCGCACGGGGGCAGCAGCUCCUGGGUCGCCUUGGAUGCCAUCUGCCAGGUGACAGCGGCUCUGUUCUACCUCAGCGCUUCCGUGCUGGAAGCCUUCUUCACCUAUAGCAUCGGCUUGUUUUCUGCCAGCCCUCUGGUGAUGACCAUCUACCAGGAGAACAUUGCUGCUGUGGUAUUUGCAUUCUUGGCUACCCUGAUGUACGUGAUCCAUAAGGUGUACUCGCUCCUGCGAUGGAAAUCAUCCUAAGAGCCUCCUCCCCUCCCAAGUGUGUCUUGUGGUCACCCCAUGAAUGCAAAAAUUGUGCGACGACUGCGGUUUCCAGGCUGGGUUUGGGUUUUGAUUUUUGAUGUAUAUACUAUAAACAAGCAGCUUUUUAUGUGGGACCAUGGCAACGAAGACAAAGGGUCUGCCAGAGAAGGCAAUAUCCUGGUGCAAUCUGUUUCCCUUCCGUCUCUUCUGGGUUGGGUACAGUUUGAUGCUGGUAAAAUUGGGGCCCAAAUAGAAAAAUAUCCAGUUUUAAAAAGAUAAAAAUAAAAAUGUAGAUGGAUUCAAAGUGCUAAAAUCUCCCUGAACCACACCUUUAUGCCCCCAGGGUUGUUACUGCUGGUGGGGGAAGCCUGGACAACCAGCACUAACAAACAGGAGUAUGAAACCUGGUCAUGUUAAUUGCUGCCCAUCCAUGUGAGCCUGUUUUCCUCCCUAAACCUGCUGUGCCAAAAGAACAUUUUCAUGCAGUUUCCGGAAAGGCCAUCUAUGACUUGUGAUGAGAAACGGGGGUGAUAUUUAACUUGCCUCAGGGCAACAGGAGUUAUGGCAACCCCUGAAAGGCAUUGAUGAAUUAUGAGGCGUGAGCAUAAUGCCAGCAAUUAAUUACCGCUGCCUUAUAAUCACCCCCUGCAAAAUACCACUGGGAAGGUGCAGGGCAGACUGUAGGAGGGUUGUAGGGAUGACUGGAAUAAGAGCCAAACAACUCUUUGGUGCCUGGCUGCUCUCGCACACCCCAGCACUACGUUGCUAAGAGAGAUGGGUUUGCUGUGAUUUUGCAAACAGACAAGAGUCGUUUCUGCCAUUUUUCUCUUUGCUGUGCAGCCCUGGGGGCACUGCCCUGGGCCACGGCGAUGCCUGAGGAGGAGGCACAGGCUUGGGCAGGAAUUCAGAGGGCUGUUCUGGGAAGGGGAGCCUGUGCCCAGGCCAGGGGCUAAACUAACUCGGGUUAAUCUCAGUGACAAUGUUCACCUGAAUGCUUAAAUUACUCCAGAGCGUUUACUUGAGCGAGCGUGCUGGUCUGGGCUGGGAUGGAGUUAACUUUCUCCACAGUAGUGAGUAUGGGGCACUGCUUUGGAUUUGUGCUGGAAAUUCAGAGAUGUUUUCGUUAUCCCCGAGUAGUGCUCUUGCGGAGCCAAGGCCUCUUCUGCUCCUCACCCCACCAGUGAGGGCUGGGGGUGCACAAGGAGCCGGGAGGGGACACAGCCAACCCACGAGAUGUUCCAUACCCUACAAUGUCAUGCUCAGCAACAAAAGCUGGGGGAAGAAGGAGUGACGUAUGGAGUUGUGGCAUCUGUCUUCCCAAGUAACCAUUAGGUGUGAUGGAGCCCUGCUUCCCUGGGGGUGGACAACCACCUCCCUGCGAUGGGAAGUGGUGAACGAAUCCCUUGUUUUGCUUUGCUUCUGUGUGUGGCCUUUGCUUUACCUAUUAAACUGUCUUUAUCAGCCCA